Messenger RNA from Mastomys coucha (southern multimammate mouse), 2159 nucleotides. It is a transcript of the gene Slc23a1, whose product is annotated as solute carrier family 23 member 1. Gene Ontology annotation, molecular function: transmembrane transporter activity. Gene Ontology annotation, cellular component: membrane. Gene Ontology annotation, biological process: transmembrane transport. NCBI's taxonomy places the organism in Eukaryota, Metazoa, Chordata, Mammalia, Rodentia, Muridae. The transcript is spliced from 15 exons. The coding region runs from base 20 to 1837 and encodes 605 amino acids. The record is from RefSeq and is a predicted model, not a curated record.
UCAAACCCGUGCCUCAGAGAUGAAAGCUCGGGAGGACCCCAGGAGCCCAAAGCAGCAUGAGGCCCUGGAUUCAGCAGGGACUUCCACCAGGGACCAGCAGGCACCUUUGCCCACGGAGCCCAAGUUUGACAUGUUGUACAAGAUUGAGGACGUGCCACCAUGGUACCUGUGUAUCCUGCUGGGCUUCCAGCACUACCUGACAUGCUUCAGUGGCACCAUCGCUGUGCCCUUCCUCCUGGCUGAGGCGCUGUGUGUGGGCCGUGACCAGCACAUGGUCAGUCAGCUCAUUGGUACCAUCUUCACCUGCGUGGGUAUUACCACUCUCAUCCAGACUACAGUGGGCAUCCGGCUGCCGUUGUUCCAGGCCAGUGCCUUUGCGUUUCUAGUUCCAGCCAAGUCUAUCCUGGCUUUGGAGAGGUGGAAGUGUCCUUCGGAAGAGGAGAUCUACGGUAACUGGAGUAUGCCCCUGAACACUUCUCAUAUCUGGCAUCCUCGGAUCCGGGAGGUCCAGGGUGCCAUCAUGGUGUCCAGUGUGGUAGAGGUGGUGAUCGGGCUAAUGGGGCUGCCUGGGGCCCUGCUCAGCUACAUUGGGCCUCUCACCGUCACCCCCACUGUUUCCCUUAUCGGUCUCUCUGUGUUCCAAGCUGCUGGUGACCGAGCUGGCUCCCACUGGGGCAUUUCGGCUUGCUCCAUUCUACUGAUUGUCCUGUUCUCCCAGUAUCUACGCAACUUCACCUUCCUGCUGCCUGUUUACCGAUGGGGCAAGGGUCUCACUCUCUUCCGCAUCCAGAUCUUUAAGAUGUUUCCGAUUGUGCUCGCCAUCAUGACCGUGUGGCUGCUCUGCUAUGUGCUGACCCUGACAGACGUGCUGCCCGCAGACCCCACAGUCUAUGGCUUCCAGGCUCGAACUGAUGCCCGAGGGAACAUCAUGGCUAUCUCUCCCUGGAUUAGAAUACCCUACCCAUGUCAGUGGGGCCUACCUACAGUGACUGUGGCUGCAGUUCUGGGGAUGUUCAGUGCCACACUGGCUGGCAUCAUUGAGUCCAUUGGUGAUUACUAUGCCUGUGCCCGGUUGGCUGGAGCACCACCUCCUCCAGUACAUGCCAUCAACAGGGGAAUUUUCACUGAAGGCAUCUGUUGCAUUAUCGCUGGGCUACUGGGCACAGGCAACGGGUCCACCUCAUCCAGCCCCAACAUUGGGGUCCUAGGGAUUACCAAGGUGGGCAGCCGAAGAGUCGUGCAGUACGGUGCAGGUAUCAUGUUAAUCCUGGGUGCCAUUGGCAAAUUCACAGCUCUCUUUGCCUCACUGCCAGACCCCAUCCUGGGAGGAAUGUUCUGUACUCUUUUUGGUAUGAUCACCGCUGUGGGACUGUCCAAUCUACAGUUUGUGGACAUGAACUCCUCCCGCAACCUCUUUGUAUUGGGAUUCUCCAUGUUCUUUGGCCUCACACUACCCAACUACCUGGAUUCCAACCCAGGUGCUAUCAACACAGGCGUCCCUGAAGUGGAUCAGAUCCUGACUGUGCUGCUCACCACAGAGAUGUUUGUUGGUGGGUGCCUUGCUUUCAUACUGGACAACACAGUGCCAGGGAGCCCAGAGGAAAGAGGCCUGAUCCAGUGGAAAGCUGGAGCCCAUGCCAACAGUGAGACAUCGGCCAGUCUCAAGAGCUACGAUUUCCCCUUUGGGAUGGGCGUGGUAAAAAGGACCACCUUUUUCAGAUACGUCCCUAUCUGUCCAGUCUUCAGAGGAUUUUCUAAAAAGACAGAAAAUCAGCCUCCAGUUCUAGAAGACACUCCAGACAAUAUAGAAACUGGGUCUGUGUGUACCAAGGUCUGAAGUCACCUCUAUGAAAGGAGGCACUGUGUGUAACAGGAAAAGAAAACUACACAGGAGACCAAGGACCUGAGUUGGAGACCUCAGCUCUACCUAUCCCAAAUUCCCAUGGAAGCUUGGACAGAUCACCCUCUCUCUGUGACUCCAUUUCCAUAUCAGCCCAAGUCUCUAAGUACUCUAGAGACCUGUACUGCAUUCCUUUGUCUCCUCAUUUCCACUUCCCUAUGCAUGCAGUCAAUGUAAAGAGGAAGAGCUGGAGAUUCUCACACUGAGAGUUGAUAAAAAAGAAACCCGGAGAGAUUCCAGGGGUAGAUGUGGACAUGAA